Messenger RNA from Colossoma macropomum (tambaqui), 2721 nucleotides. RefSeq names its product extracellular calcium-sensing receptor-like. Gene Ontology annotation, molecular function: G protein-coupled receptor activity. The record is from RefSeq and is a predicted model, not a curated record. Gene Ontology annotation, cellular component: membrane. The transcript has 7 exons. Bases 34 to 2598 code for a protein of 854 amino acids. Gene Ontology annotation, biological process: G protein-coupled receptor signaling pathway. NCBI's taxonomy places the organism in Eukaryota, Metazoa, Chordata, Actinopteri, Characiformes, Serrasalmidae.
GUGGAUGGGUGCAGGCAGACGGUCCGAUAAGUGAUGGCUACAGAUGCAUGGCUGUGGACACUGGGGCUCCUCGCUGGGCCGGUCUGGGUGCACUCCCUGGGACUCUCCUGUGCUCUGCAGAGCAGGUCAAUAUCCGGGAGCCUGUAUAAGGAGGGAGACGUGAUUAUUGGGGGUUUGUUUCCUGUUCACUUUGAAGGUCCCGAACCCGAUCACACAUUCACACAAAGAGUACAGGCAGGGCGCUGUCAAAGUGCUGACUUGCGCUCAUACCACUGGCUCCAGACAAUGAUCUUCACUGUGGAAGAAAUCAACCGGGACCCAGCCCUGUUGCCCAAUCUGACUCUGGGCUACCUUGCUGCAGACACCUGUCUGACUGAGCGCAGCACUCUGAGUGCCGCACUGUCACUAGUGACAGGGCAGGAGGAAACAGUGUCCUGGGAACAGUGUACUGAGGCUCCCAACGUGCCGGUCAUAAUUGGUGAUGCCCGUUCCUCUGCUUCUAUAGUAGUGGCUGAAACACUUGGUGUUUUUGGCAUCCCCAUGGUUAGCUACUUUGCUUCCUGUGCAUGUCUCAGUGACCGCACCAGGUACCCUACCUUCUUGCGCACAGUUCCAAGUGAUGCCUUUCAAGCUAAAGCCAUGGCUAGGCUCCUGCGCUUGAUGGGCUGGUCCUGGGUUGGGGUUAUCUCUGGAGAUGAUGCAUAUGGCAAAAGUGGUGUGCAGCUACUGCUGCAGGAACUAGAAGGAUCAGAUGUGUGCGUGGACUACAUCGAGGUCAUCCCCAAAUCUUUUGCACCGAACAGGAUCAGGCGAAUUGUAGAAAGAAUCCAGAGCUCCAAGGCUCGGGUGGUGGUGACCUUUGCCAUCAGCCCAGACAUGGAGGUCUUGUUGAGGGAAGUGGUGAAGCAGAAUGUGACUGACAGGCAGUGGAUUGCCACUGAAGCCUGGAGCACCUCCAGCCAGCACUCUGCUUUGAGUGGAACCUGCUUGGCAGGCACCCUUGGCUUCGCCCUGCGGAAGGUUGACAUCAAGGGUUUGGGCUCCUAUCUGGCCCAACUGGGCUCUGACAUACACCGAAAGGAACCACUGGUACAGAAUGUUUUGGAGGAACUGUUUGGGUGCAGAUUUGGGGAGGAAACUCAGUCAGGAUCACUAAGAUCUCUUUGCCCAGGCUUGGAGAAAGUGGAAGAACGGGAGGAGAUCUACUCUGACAUCAACUAUAAUGUGUAUAAGGCUGUGUAUGCUAUUGCAAAUGCUAUUCAGAAUAUGUUGACCUGUCAGCCUGGCAAAGGACCUUUUGGGAAUGGGGAGUGUCCUGAUAUUAAACCGAUUAGACCCAAACAGCUUCUGUACUACCUCAAGGCAGUAAAGUUCACAACACCAGUGGGUGAGCCAGUCUAUUUUGAUGAAAAUGGGGACCCAUCUGCCUCAUACGACAUAAUUAACUGGCACAUGGGGGCUGAAGGAAAAAUGGAGUUUGUCCAGGUUGGGCAAUUUGAUGCAGCAAGAGGACCAGAGCAAGAUUUUCAGCUGGACCUCAGAAAAGUGGUCUGGGGUGGCGGCUGGGAUGAUGAGGUGCCGGUGUCUGUGUGCAGUGAGAGCUGUCCCCCGGGCACCAGGAAGGCUGUGCAGAAAGGAAAGCCAGUCUGCUGCUAUGACUGUAUACCAUGCGCAACAGGGGAGAUCAGCAAUGCUACAGACUCAACAGAAUGCAUCAAAUGUCCAGAGCGGUUCUGGUCCAACACUGACCGGACAGAGUGCAUCCCGAUGUUGGUAGAGUUCCUGUCCUUUCAAGAUAACAUGGGCAUCAUCCUCUCUGUGCUGUCUGUUGCUGGGGCAGUCCUUACCAUAAGCGUCCUGGGUGCCUUUUUCCACCACAGAGACACCCCCUUAGUCCGUGCCAACAACUCAGAGCUGAGCUUCCUGUUGCUGCUGUCACUUACACUGUGUUUCCUGUGUGCGCUGGCUUUCAUUGGCCGGCCGGUGCCAUGGUCCUGCAUGCUGCGCCAUACGCUGUUUGGGAUCAGUUUUGUGGUGUGCCUGGCCUGUGUUCUCAGUAAGACAGUGGUGGUCCUGGUUGCCUUCAGAGCAACUCUGCCUGGCUCAAACGUAAUGAGGUACUUCGGCCCUGGUCAGCAGAGGGCAGGUAUCUUCGUCUGCACACUGGUGCAGGUGGGCAUCUGUGUGCUGUGGGUGGCACUUGCUCCACCUUUGCCUACAGAAACUGCAGGAGGUGAGCUUGGAGCUCGAGUGGUGCUGCUCUGUGCGGUGGGCUCGGUCGUGUGCUUCUCCUUGGUGUUGGGCUACAUCGGUCUGCUGGCUGCCAUCUGCUUCCUGCUGGCCUUCUUCGCCCGGAAGCUUCCAGACAAUUUUAAUGAGGCCAAAUUCAUCACCUUCAGCAUGCUGAUCUUCUGUGCAGUGUGGAUCGCCUUUGUGCCAGCAUACGUCAGCUCUCCGGGGAAGUACACCGUGGCUGUGGAGGUCUUUGCUAUCCUGGCCUCCAGUUACGGCCUUCUACUGUGCAUCUUUGCCCCAAAGUGUUACAUAAUACUACUCAGACCAGAGAGGAACACAAAAAAGAACAUGAUGGCCAAAUAGAGGACUUUUACACAAAGACUUUGACUUUGUCUUUAUACUUCUAGAGCUGUGAAUAUAGAGGUUUGCAAGACAGUCAUCAUUUAUUUAUACAUGACUAUUUCCAACCUUCCUGCCUUUCACCCA